AUCUAUUUGCUCUUGGGGACAGAAGCUGACAGUGGCACUCACUGUACAGGCUUGUCAUGGAUCUAGCAGCCUCUGCGGCAUCUCCUGUCACAUUGGGAAAAUGAAGAAUUCCAGGACAUGGGGUUGGAGGGUGCUGAUGGAGAUAUUUCUUCUCUGUGCUGCCCUGGUCUGUCUCAGUUUGCCUGGCUCCAGAGGUGAAAGGCCACAUGCCUUUGAGUCAAAUGCAGCUAACAAGAGCUUUGCUAAGAGCAGACAGACGCGGAGUGUGGAUGUUACCCUGAUGCCCAUUGAUUGUGAGCUGUCUAGCUGGUCCUCUUGGACCACAUGUGACCCCUGUCAGAAGAAAAGGUACAGGCAUGCCUAUUUGCUGCGGCCCUCUCAGUUCCACGGGGAACCAUGCAACUUCCCUGACAAGGAAGCUGAAGACUGUGUUGCCAACAGACCGUGCAGAAGUCAAGUGCGAUGUGAAGGCUUCGUGUGUGCACAGACAGGAAGGUGUGUAAACCGCAGACUUCUUUGCAAUGGGGACAAUGACUGCGGAGACCAGUCAGAUGAGGCCAACUGUAGAAGGAUUUAUAAAAAAUGUCAGCAUGAAAUGGACCAAUACUGGGCAAUUGGCGGUCUGGCCAGUGGGAUAAAUUUGUUCACAAACACUUUGGAGGGCCCAGUUCUUGAUCACAAGUAUUAUGCGGGUGGAUGCUCCCCACAUUACAUCCUGAACACGAGGUUUAGGAAGCCCUACAACGUGGAAAGCUACAUGCCACAGACGCAAGGCAAAUAUGAAUUUGCACUGGAAGAAUAUGAAUUGUACUCAGAUUUUGAACACAAUGUCAUGGAGAAAACAAUAAAAAAGUCUAGUUUCGGUUUUGGUUUAAAAAUACCUGGAAUAUUUGAAAUUGGUAUCAGUAGUCAAAGUGAUCAAGGCAAACACUAUAUCAAGAGAAUCAAACGAUUCUCUCAUACUAGAAGCGUAUUUCUGCAUGCACGCUCUGACCUUGAAGUAGCACAUUACAAGCUGAAAUCCAGAAGCCUCAUGCUCCAUUACGAGUUCCUUCAGAGAGUUAAGCAGCUACCCCUGGAGUACGGCUACGGGGAAUACAGAGAUCUCUUCCGUGAUUUUGGGACCCACUACAUCACAGAGGCCGUGCUCGGGGGCAUUUAUGAAUACACACUCGUUAUGAACAAAGAGGCCAUGGAGAGAGGAGAUUAUACUCUUAGCAACGUCCAUGCCUGUGCCAAAAACGAUUUUAAAAUUGGCGGUGCCAUUGAAGAGGUCUACGUCAAGCUGGGUGUGUCCGUAGGCAAAUGCAGGGGUAUUCUGAAUGAAAUAAAAGACAGAAAAAAGAGGAACACCAUGGUGGAGGACUUGGUGGUCCUGGUACGAGGAGGGGCAAGUGAGCACAUCACCACCCUGGCGUACAAGGAGCUGCCGACAGCAGACCUGAUGCAGGAGUGGGGAGACGCUGUGCAGUACAACCCAGCCAUCAUCAAAGUUAAGGUGGAGCCUCUGUAUGAACUAGUGACAGCCACAGAUUUUGCGUAUUCCAGCACAGUGAGGCAGAACAUGAAGCAGGCGCUGGAGGAGUUCCAGAAGGAAGUUAGUUCCUGCCAGUGCGCUUCCUGCCAAGGGAAUGGAGUCCCUGUCCUGAAAGAAUCACACUGUGACUGCAUCUGUCCUGCUGGAUUCCAAGGCCUAGCCUGUGAGAUCUCCUAUCAGAAGAAUAUCACUAUUGAUGGGAAGUGGAAUUGCUGGUCAAAUUGGUCUUCAUGCUCUGGAGGACAUAAGACAAGACAAAGGCAGUGUCACAAUCCGCCUCCUCAAAAUGGGGGCAGCCCCUGCCCAGGCCCUGCUUCAGAAACACUUAACUGCUAAUGAUGGGAAUGCUCCUAGCAGAUGAUACAGCAAUGGGAUGCAUACAGUGAGAGGCCUGUGCCCUCAAGCACCCAGGCCAGCUCAUCCCUACACCAGCUUCCACCUGGGGUUCGUAGAAGGGCAGGAGGCAGUGCCAUGCAAGCUGUUUAAAAUAAAGAUAUUAGCCUGUAAAAUGCAAGUCGAUUUAAAGAAAUCUGAGUUAAAGGCUUAA
This is a messenger RNA of Saimiri boliviensis boliviensis (Bolivian squirrel monkey), 2084 nucleotides long. It is a transcript of the gene C8B, whose product is annotated as complement C8 beta chain. The record is from RefSeq and is a predicted model, not a curated record. Gene Ontology annotation, molecular function: protein binding. Gene Ontology annotation, cellular component: membrane attack complex. Gene Ontology annotation, biological process: complement activation. Lineage: Eukaryota; Metazoa; Chordata; Mammalia; Primates; Cebidae.